GUGACGUCAUCGUGUCGCUACUAGCGUUAGCUUUCUCGCUCAGUGUGACUCUCUUCAAGGCCGCAGUUAAACCCGUUGUCGCUCUGUGAAUUUAUUUAUUUUUUUACCAGAACCAGAAUGUUGAGCACAGUUGGCCGACAGCUGAAGAGCCACCCGGCUCUGAUCCCCCUCUUUGUGUUCAUCGGAGGCGGCUGUGUGAUGUCUAUGUCUUACCUGGCUAGACUGGCUCUCCGUAACCCAGACGUCUGCUGGGACAAAUCGAACAACCCUGAACCCUGGAACAAACUGGGGCCCAAUGAUCAGUACAAGUUUUUCUCCGUGAACAUGGACUAUAGCAAACUGAAGAAGGAUCGGCCAGACUUCUAAAUCCACAGAAUCUGGAGAAGCCUCCUCCCCUGCGAACUGCUGGACCAAAGGCUUGAGAAAAAUGGAAAAUUAAAGAAGUGAUCUGUGUGUUUUUUUUCUUCCCCCUCCAGCAUCCUCUAACCCAAUUUGAGGAAACAGGCUAAACCGCACAAUUUUGAGACUAAUCAUCUUAAGACCUUUUUAUAAAUUGUUUGGUCUAAAUUUUGCUUGUUUUUAUUCUCUCAUUCUUUGAGGAUGUCUACAGCAACACAAUAAAGGAGGCUUAUCUCCCUUGUACAGAGAA
Messenger RNA from Ictalurus furcatus (blue catfish), 649 nucleotides. RefSeq names its product NDUFA4 mitochondrial complex associated a (gene coxfa4a). The record is from RefSeq and is a predicted model, not a curated record. Lineage: Eukaryota; Metazoa; Chordata; Actinopteri; Siluriformes; Ictaluridae. The transcript is spliced from 4 exons. The coding region runs from base 118 to 366 and encodes 82 amino acids.